UAAACUGAUAUUACUGACAUGCCAAGGGACCAGCAAAAAGGAGAGGAGCAAGAAAAGCAUCUAACAGGAGCAGGGAAGAAUAUAUGAGUUAAAGCAGGUCUUUAAUGAGCAGGUUCGCUUGGACUUAGUGAAGUCUAGCCCUAAUGUGACUAAAGCUGAAGAGAGGGCAAACCGGUCCCUGCAAGAGUCUCAGCAGGUGAAACCAGAGCUUGGGCUCCCUUGGAUGUUGGUGUAUGUCCCUGUGAGAAGUUGCCAUAGAGUCCUGAAGGAAAAGUUUGGGGAGUUUUCUCCUCCAACAUACAACCAUUUUCAGCUAAAUAUUUGGUGCAACUGGACCAUAUGGGCAGGCUCCAGAAAACACACAAUCAUUUAUAUCAAAGGAUUUAUGACUGAUGAGGACUGUGACAAAAAUGAGGAUAAAAUCCUAUUUCAAGGAGUCUCUUCAUUAGUAGAAAACACUGUCAUCUAUGCUUGUUGGAACAAGAAGAUUCAUGUCUUUGCCACCUAUGCCCGGGCUGUCCAUGUAGUAUUUCUGAUGAAGUAUUCUUCAAACCCUAAAAACAAAUACUUUAAAGGAAAGUAUUAUAUAUUCAAACACCGUGACAUUGACUCCUCUUCUGAAGAUAUCUUAGUUUCUCAAGCCCCUAUUCUAAAAUCAAAGAAAACUAGUCACAGCACUCCCAGAUCUAACAAAGUAUCAGUAAUAUACCAUGGAGAGAUUUCGGAUGAUACAAACAUUAGUACAGCUUCAAGUACUGAGAAUCUUAACAAAAACCUUAACAAGACAACUGUACUUAAUAACACAGGGUUAUUACAGGUAGGGGGUGAAGGUCAAAAUGUCGCAGUUCUUGAAAGUUCUCUUCAGCUUAUACCUCAGCAUGGUGCAAGGACUCGGCUUUUAAAACCAGAAGCUCAGAGCUUGCUGGAGUCUCUCAGCUUGUCUACAAUAUCAAUGGACAAAGAAGAGAGUCUUGGCAUAGGAAAGUCUUUUGGAAGACUACCCCAAACUGCAGCACCUGAUAUCCGGGAGUUGAGACCCUCAGGGUGUGAAGAAGUCCUGGUGGUCUUUAGCCAGGUGUACAGGCCAGAAAGUCUUCCAGGCUUUCUUUCUGAGACUCCUUACCCAAGUGUUUCUCCUCUAAUUGAACCCUUGAAAUCUAUAGAGUUACAAGGACCAGAGAGCGAAAUGUCCUUUUUACUCACUAGUUUGAUGCAAACUAAUAUGGGAGAUUUACAACUGAAUAUAAAUCCAACACCUCUAAGUUACCCUGUCCUGGCCUCAUAUUCACAUGCUGUAGCCCAUGACAGAGUGGAAACCAUAGGCGACAAGAAUAUUGGCUCUACCCCUUCCCAAAGUCUCAGCAGGGUUACCUUGGUGAAUGACGAAAAUCUUUUGCAGUCAAACAUCUUGGCUUAUCAGGUGAUGAGCAGUCACGGUGAUAGCCUUGUGAAAGGUUCAUUGCCUAGCCUCAGAAUGACCAGCCAGGAUCAAGUGGUGCUUGGUGAUCAGUCACAGCCUGAGACAAGGGGAAUGGAUAAAGCUGGAAGUUACCAAAUAAGUUCUACUGAGAGGGUCAGUGGAGAUAAGUCUGUAACUGAACUGGAUCUGAGAACAAUGACCCUCAAAAAUAUUAACCCUCUUGAUGUUUCUGUUCUGGAAAGUUCUAUGGAAGUCCUUGACCAGCCAAAAAUCACAUUGGUUACUGCAGCACCAUAUGGCUUGUCAGACAGUGAGCACCACUUGAAGCUCCUAAGCAGUCAACCUGUGGAUUCUGCUUCUACAGAACUAGAAAGCAUCCUUCCAAGGACAGAAGUGUCCCUGCAUCCAGCUGCUAAGGUAAAUGUGUCAGAGGUGCUCUAUUUGGGCAUGAAAAGCAGCCGGCAAGUGGGCCUGGUUACAGGACUGGAGCCUGUUCCAAGUACGGAAGUUUCUCUUCCUCCAGCUGCCUCAGAACUGGAGCUCAUCCCAAGUACAGAAACCUCCCUUCCUGUCCAUCUCACAGAACUGGAGCCAGUCAUCCCCUUCCCACAUACAGAACCAUCCCUCCCUCCAGCUGCCUCAGAGCUGGGCCCUCUCCUCUUCCCAAGCGCAGAAGUGUCCCUUCCUGUGUUUCCCACAGAAACAGAGCCUGUCACCUCAGCAUUGGAGCCUGUCACCCCUUUCCCAAGUACAGAACCAUCCCUUCCUCCAGCUGCCUCAGAACUGAGGCCUGUACCUGGGAAGGGGAGAGAAGUGACCUUUCCUCUGGCUGCUAUAGAACUGGAGCCUGUCAUCCCAAGUAGAGAAGCGUCUCUUCCUCCAGCUGCACUUAAAAACGAGCUCCAUUGGAGAACCAAAAGCAGCUACAACACUGACACAGAGCUAGAUCGUAUCCCUCUAAGUACAACUGUGCUGCUUCAUCCAGCUUCUCAGAAAGAGGUCCUGUUGGAAGGCGAGCCUCCCUCAAAGCCACACCAUGACUGCUAUGGGGCUCCAGCUGCUACAGAACAUAAACAUGCCCUCCCAAGUACAACACCAUCUCUUAAUUUCUUUCUUCAAGAAAGGAAAAUAGGUGUCCAACAAUCAAUACUAAAAGGUGAGAGAGAGGAGGGCAUCCAUGAGACAGAAACUGCACAACCUGGAAAGGCUGGUGAAAGGAAUUUAAUCACAAACUUCAUCACUGGCAACUCCUUCUCGGACACGGCUCCGCUGCAAGCCUUAAAACCAGAACCUGAGCUUGGACUUCUUGGAUCUGAGGGCCAUACAAGUAAACUUUCUCCAGUAACUGAGUACCUCGCUACAACACCCUUCGUGGUAACAAGGACGAAUAGAGUAAAGCAAAAUGAGCUAAGGUUUAAAAAUGGUCUUAUGACCUCUAACACUAGGGCUACUCCACCUCUGGAGCACAUAGCCAUGAAUACUAAAGUUAAAUUGACUGAUCCCGUAAAGGAGAUGAGUAACACAACACUGAAACAAAUAUUCCCAGAUACCACAAAACCUCAUGAAGUGCAGCAAACCACUGAGUGGAGCAGUGCCUUUCAGAGCUCUGCUACUGCAUAUAGGAACGCUCUGACUCCAGCUGAGAAACUGGCACCGAAAGAGAGCAUAGAUUCACGUCCCGUCCAAUCGUCUUCUGCUCGCGCACCUGAGAAUGCAUCAACUUCAGCAGCAAGAGUCUUCCCAAACUCUAUUGUGCCAGAAUUGCCUUGGUUGUUGCUGUAUAUUCCUAUAAGAAGUUGCCACGUCACCUUGAAAGAUGAAAUUGGGACAUUUUCCCCACCAGCAAGUAGUGGUAUUCAAACCAACAUCUGGUGCAACUGGACCAUUUGGGCAGGCCCCCAAAAACACAUCCUGAUUUACAUAAAGGGAUUUCAGGGGAAGGAAGAUUGUGAUGAAAACCCCGAUAAAAUAAUUUUUCAAGGGGUCUUGUCAAGUGUGGAAAGAAAAGUAGUUUAUGCUUGUAAGAACCAAGGUACUCUGAUCUUUGCUACUCAGGCUUUGGCUGUCCAUGUCGUGUUUCUGUCCAAGGGCAAUUCCUUAAACCAUGAACGCAAAUAUUUCAAAGGACAGUAUUAUAUAUUCAAGGACUAUGAAACUUCAAGAUCUACAAAUGAUACUGCAACUCCUCAAGAGCCAGUUCAAAAAACAACUAGGAAAACUAAGUACGGAAGUAUCCGAUUCUACCCUAAAUCACCCGUAAAACACUACAGAGGUCUUCUGGAUUUUGUAAAGACCAGCACAGCUCAUGAUGAAAAUCAACUGCUUAACAAGCUGCCUACGUUGGACGAAGAAGGCUGGGCCAAAAAUGGAAGCUCAACAAGACUAGAGACUUUCUUAAGGUUUGUUCUUGGGAACAACACACACGUCCCUCUCUUAAAAGCCAUGGACAACAUGACCUUCAGAACUCAUGAUCUGAAGUGGCAGCAGGUUAUGAAAUCUUUGGGUAAUGAAAACAGUAGGGAAGAAAAACGUUCUGACUUUCUAAUGGUAACACCAGCAUUAAAUAUAUUGAGGCUAAACAUCCAAAAUGCAAAAGAGCAAACUAUUGCUUUCAGUAAACUUAUGGACAGGCCAACAAUCCACUCGAACCUGCUCUCGGAGACUCUGCAUUUAAAGGAGCCUAUGAAAUCUGUGGAGAUGCGAAGUGUCAAAACAACAAAGUCAGUAGGACCACAGCACAGCUCAGCUGCUCUCUGGAGACCAGCUAAUAUGGAAGACCUACAGCCAGUUGGAAGACAAGCUGUGCAUAGACAGCCUACUCCUCAUGGCUUGCGAUCUCUGCAGGGCACAUGGGAAGAGCAGAACAUUCGGACGACCUCUUCUCAAAGCUUUAGAGCUGCGCCGAUCAGAGACAGAGAGGUGCUCCAGUCAAACCAUGUGAAUGAUGAGAAAGUGGCCAGUCAUCCUGCUGCUUUUGUGGAAGACUUCCAGUCUAAUACAGGGCUGAGCGGGGAUGGUCAAGAAGUAACUGGUCAGCUACAGCAUGUGAUGAACUUGGAGAGAAGAAUUAAAGAAAGUCCUAGUGAACGUCAAACACACAGAAAGGAAAAUGACAACAGUGAUCUGUACCUGAAGCCAGCUUCUGCCCUCAAAAAUGUUCAACCUAAUGUUGAGCCUCUUAUUUUGGGAACUCCUAAGAGAGUUCUCAAAACAGAGUCCAUCCUGGUUACUGUAGCCCUACACAACACGCUGGAUGUCUCUAGCAGCUACCAUGCAGAGACCACUGCUACUGAAUUCAAACUUGUUCUCCCAAGAAGCACCAGAAGUGGCCUGUUGGGAAAGACAUCUGUUGCUACCGCACAUCUUGGCUCGCCAGUAACCAAAGACAAAGCACCACCACUGAUCAUGAGCACAAAAUCACCUCCUUCCUAUGCCUCUUCUGGUGGAGUAUCAAAGGACACUGCAUCCUUGAAAAUAGAACAUGAAAAAGAUUCCUUUGAUAUGGCGUCCAUCUUCACAUCUCUUCAAAAUGAUUCCAACUUGGUAUCUCAGCACAAUCCUGGAGAUGUCUUAUUUGAAGUAACUAGUGAAAUUGAACACAAGGGAUGGAUUCCACGUAGUGGAGAUGAGCUGAAAAAGACUCUCAUGGAAUCCAUUAAGCUUCACAUACAAAAGAACCUGAAACUCUUGGUAAGCAAAGUCAAUGAAAUCAAGUUGAAGGAAAUCAAAAGGACAAAUGACCUAAAACCAACAUUCACUUUCUGGUUACACUUAAAACCAGAGGAAAGGAAUCUGUCUGUCUUACUCCAUUCUCAACUGAAUGAUCUCAUUGGCAAAUCUAUGGGAGCUGAGAAGGUGCAGAUGGCUUUAUUAUCAGUUAGAGAUGUGAAUGAAUGCAACUCUGGAAUUGGAAUGUGUGGUGAUGAGGCUGACUGCCUCAAUGAAGAUGGCACUUACUUAUGUCGCUGUAAAAAAGAGUACGAAGAUCGCUCUCCGACGAAAUCUGGCACACUAUGUGUCCGCAUUCCACAAUCAGGUAUUGGUGGUUUGUUCAGCUACCUGGAAAUUCUGGUAGGUACUACAGUAUUCUUCAUCUUCAUCCUCGUGGUGGUGGCAAGCAGUCUGUGCACAAUACUCAGGAAAAGACCCACAAAGAAGGCUUGUAUUGAGGAGCCGGUUGCAAGUGGAACAGCUUCUUCGGCACAGUCUCCGCUGCCUGUAUCUUCUAUUGAUCUGAGUAACCUUGGUGACCACCUGAUCCUAGACCCCUUCCGGCCAAAGCUCAGAGCCAAGCCCCCAGAAUGGACAUCACAAGUGCGAACCCACCCAAAUGAGACUUAUAGAAUCUCCGUUGAGCAAUCUGAACGUUUGUAAAGCAAACCUAUGCUGAAAGUUUGAGGUUUUUUUCUACUGAUUUCCUCUUAUUUGCCAUUCAUGAGCUGAAAUGGCCUAUUCCUUUCAACAGAACUUGAACAAUCCUGUGUCUCCUACACCUGUUUCUGUUGGCUGAAGUGAAUAGAGCUGUGGCUCAAAAGAAAAGUUAUUUUAG
Molecule: messenger RNA, 5969 nt
Organism: Trachemys scripta elegans
Lineage: Eukaryota; Metazoa; Chordata; Testudines; Emydidae
Exons: 11
Coding region: 224-5794 (1856 amino acids)
Molecular function (GO): calcium ion binding
Source: RefSeq, a predicted model, not a curated record